Aureobasidium subglaciale EXF-2481 is the source of this 1197-nucleotide messenger RNA. RefSeq lists its product as uncharacterized. The transcript has 3 exons. The record is from RefSeq and is a predicted model, not a curated record. Gene Ontology annotation, molecular function: oxidoreductase activity. NCBI's taxonomy places the organism in Eukaryota, Fungi, Ascomycota, Dothideomycetes, Dothideales, Saccotheciaceae. Bases 134 to 1042 code for a protein of 302 amino acids.
CACCCUCUACUCAGUCAAGCAUUCAACAAGCAACUUAUAGAUCUGUAGUCUUCUUUACUUUAUCAAAUACAUCAACCUUCAAUCUAUUCCGCAUCCAGUCGUAUCACAUCAUAGCCCUACUGUGACAGCAAACAUGGAUACCUCCAAGCCCAUCAAUCCCUCUGAUCUCUUUUCGGCCAAAGGCCUCACUGUUGUCAUAACAGGAGGUGGAAGUGGAAUUGGUCUCGCCUUCGCCACGAGUCUCGCAGGUUCCGGAGCCGAGAAGGUGUACCUCCUAGGACGCAGAGUAAAGAACCUCGAAGAUGCUGCAAAGUCAAUAAACCCUGACAUCGUCGUACCUAUCCAAUGCGACGUUACCGACCCAUCCUCCGUCGACGCUGCAGUCAAGCAAAUUGAGAAACAGUCCUCGCAUGUCGACGUCCUGAUCAACAACGCUGGCGUGCUUGGUCCAGAUCACAAGGGCAUCGACAAGGCCCAAAGCAUCCAGGAGUUGCAAGAGAUUAUGAAAAGAGAUUGGUCAAGCUGGGACACUUCAUUCCAAACAAACACAUCUGCCAUCGUCAAUGUCAGUGCUGCUUUCUUGCAUCUGCUUGACGAGGCCAACAAGAAGAGAGGCUGGGCUACUGGCAGAAAAGAGGUCAUGGAGAGGGUUGAGGGUGCACAGUACGAUGUCAAUGACCCGAGAACGAGUCAGAUCAUCACUGUUGCCAGUAUCGCUUCCUUCAACCGCUUCGUGACUGCUGGCCUGGCAUACUCGGCAACCAAAGCAGGUGCUGCUAUGCUGGGCAAGGCUUUGGCUACCCUGCUCGCCCCUUUCGGUAUCAGGAGCAAUGUCAUCGCACCAGGAAGAUUCCCAUCUGACAUGACCGCUGGAGACUCUGGUUCAUUCCCAGUCAACCAGAUCCCCGCAAGCAGAUCCGGCUCGUAUGAAGACAUGGCCAGUAUGAUACUGUUCCUUGUUGGCAAGUCUGGAGCCUACCAUAAUGGCAAUGUCCAAGUCAUUGAUGGUGGUCGAUUGUCGAUGAUGCCCUCCACGUACUGAUGUUUUCCGGUAUCUUUGCUAGCGCAACAGUUUCUAGAGGUAGAUACAUACAAAGACAUGAAUGCAUUCGCUUCGCACCCGAUGUACUCGUUGAUAGCAUGCUGCCUGAAUUGCGGCCAACGAGGUGGUGCCCAACAUCAAAGAGCGGUCUACCC